Tribolium madens (black flour beetle) is the source of this 1596-nucleotide messenger RNA. Its product is annotated as senecionine N-oxygenase-like. The transcript has 4 exons. Gene Ontology annotation, molecular function: NADP binding; flavin adenine dinucleotide binding; N,N-dimethylaniline monooxygenase activity. The record is from RefSeq and is a predicted model, not a curated record. The coding region runs from base 78 to 1331 and encodes 417 amino acids. NCBI's taxonomy places the organism in Eukaryota, Metazoa, Arthropoda, Insecta, Coleoptera, Tenebrionidae.
GACAACUUGAAUCAUUUACUCUUGAAGAUUAUUCGCAGUGGUUACAAUUAGCGAAGUUGAAAAAAAACUAAAUAAAAAUGCGUGUUGCUAUUGUUGGUGCUGGUGCUGCCGGUUUGGCUUCUGCAAGGCAUGUGAGUGCCCAAGGGAUCGACUGUGAUGUUCUGGAGAUGGGCUCCGAGUUGGGGGGCACUUGGGUCUACACUGAUAAUGUUGGAUCAGAUCAAUAUGGAUUUCCUGUUUAUUCCGCCAUGUAUAAGGGUCUGAGAACUAAUUUACCCAAAGAGGUGAUGGGUUAUCCCGAUUUUCCCAUUCCGGAGCAAAAUAAAUCCUACUUAACCCAAGCUGAAAUAUUGGACUUUUUAAAUCUCUAUGCCGACCACUUUCACAUACGGCAGCACAUUAGGUUUAACCGAAUGGUUGUGGAAAUUCGCCCAAUGGGUGACAAGUGGCAAAUCAAAUCAAUCCACAAACCGACCAAGGAAGAAAUCGUCGACAUUUACGACGCUGUAAUGAUUUGCAAUGGCCACUAUAACGACCCUAUCAUCCCGAAAAUUCCCGGUCAAGAGAAAUUCAAGGGUGAAAUCGCCCACAGCCACCAAUACCGGUCGCCCGAACGAUUUAAAAAUCAAAACGUUCUUGUAAUAGGUGCCGGUCCCUCGGGCUUGGACUUAGCUCUCCACAUCUCGUCAGUGGCUAAAAAAGUCGUUCUCAGCCACCACACGAAAGAAGCUGUCAACACCGAAUACCCAGCCAAUGUCAGCAAAAAACCCGAUGUUUCAUUCAUCAAAGGUGAAGAGGAAGUUGAGUUUGUCGACGGUUCUUGUUGUCGUUUCGACACGAUAAUCUACUGCACCGGUUACAGAUAUAGUUUCCCGUUUCUGCACGAAUCGUGCGGAGUAACCGUCGACAACAAUCACAUUCAGCCCCUCUACAAACAUAUGAUACACAUAGAAAAACCCACCAUGUGCUUCAUCGGAAUUCCAUUCAAUGUCUGUGCUUUCCAAAUGUUCGAUCUUCAGGCUAGAUUCUUUUGCCAAUACCUCAAUGGUUCGAUGUCGUUACCUUCACGUGAGAUGAUGCGAAUGGACACUGAAAAAGAUAUGCAGAACCGAUGGGCGAAGGGAUACACCAAGAGACAAGCUCAUCUCAUGGGACCCGACCAGCAAGGCUAUUACGAGGAUUUGGCAGCGGCGGCAAACACCACGCCUAUUGCUCCUGUUAUUGUUAAACUGAGAGAUGAAAGUGUCAAGAGGUUAUACGAUGAUCUUCAAAACUUCCGAGAAGAUAGGUACAAGAUUGUUAACAAUGAAUCUUUUGUUAAGGUCCAUUAGAUUAGAUUUUUCACGGGUACUCAAGUGGUGCUACUUAUCAAAAUAUUCAUUUUAUUUCCUAUAUAACAUGAACCAUGUCGUAUAGUUUUCUACAUCUACUAUUUUUAGGAUAAUGUAUUAAAUAUUUUAGUAGCGUUGUAUUUAUAUCUAUGGAUAUAGUACUCGUAAUUCGUAUUUUAGUAUCUUACAAAACAUUUAGUCCGCAUAAUUUAUUCUUGUAAAUAUGUAGAUUAGCGUAUAUAAUAAAGUUCCAAUAUAAAAAGUG